Messenger RNA from Propithecus coquereli (Coquerel's sifaka), 1978 nucleotides. It is a transcript of the gene NEDD1, whose product is annotated as neural precursor cell expressed, developmentally down-regulated 1. Gene Ontology annotation, cellular component: spindle pole; centriole; ciliary basal body. Gene Ontology annotation, molecular function: gamma-tubulin binding. The coding region runs from base 1 to 1824 and encodes 607 amino acids. The transcript is spliced from 14 exons. Gene Ontology annotation, biological process: microtubule nucleation; mitotic cell cycle. NCBI's taxonomy places the organism in Eukaryota, Metazoa, Chordata, Mammalia, Primates, Indriidae. The record is from RefSeq and is a predicted model, not a curated record.
AUGCAGGAAAACCUCAGAUUUGCUUCAUCGGGAGAUGAUAUUAAAAUAUGGGAUGCUUCAUCUCUGACAUUGGUGGAUAAAUUCAACCCACACACAUCACCACAUGGAAUCAGCUCAAUAUGUUGGAGCAGCAAUAAUAACUUUCUAGUGACAGCGUCUUCCAGUGGCGACAAAAUAGUUGUUUCAAGUUGCAAAUGUAAACCUGUUCCACUUUUAGAGCUUGCUGAAGGGGAAAAGCAGACAUGUGUCAGUUUAAAUUCUACAUCCAUGUAUUUGGUAAGCGGAGGCCUUAAUAACACUGUUAAUAUUUGGGAUUUAAAAUCAAAAAGAGUUCAUCGAUCUCUUAAGGAUCAUAAACAUGAAGUAACUUGUGUAACAUACAAUUGGAAUGAUUGCUAUAUUGCUUCUGGAUCUCUUAGUGGUGAAAUUAUUUUGCACAGUGUAACCACUAAUUUGUCUAGUACUCCUUUUGGCCAUGGUAGUAAUCAGUCUGUACGGCACUUGAAGUACUCCUUGUUUAAGAAAUCACUACUGGGCAGUGUUUCAGAUAAUGGAAUAGUAACUCUCUGGGAUGUGAACAGUCAGAGUCCAUACCAUAAUUUUGACAGUACACAUAAAGCUCCAGCUUCAGGCAUCUGUUUUUCACCCGUCAAUGAAUUGCUAUUUGUAACCACAGGCUUGGAUAAAAGAAUCAUUCUCUAUGACACUUCAAGUAAGAAGGUAGUGAAGACUUUAGUGGCUGACGCUCCUCUAACUGCAGUGGAUUUCAUGCCUGAUGGAGCCACUUUGGCUAUUGGAUCUUCCCGUGGGAAAAUAUAUCAGUAUGAUUUAAGGAUGUUGAAAUCACCAGUUAAAACCAUCAGUGCUCACAAGACAUCUGUGCAAUGUAUAGCAUUUCAGUACUCCACUGCUCUUACUAAGAGACAUUUUUUAAAAUCAUUUGUGGAUGAUCAUAAAAGUUUGCCUCGAAACAUAAAUACAGAUAUUUUAUCUAAGGAAACAGACAGUGGAAAAAAUCAGGAUUUCUCCAGCUUUGAUGACACUGGGAAAAGUAGUUUAGGUGACAUGUUCUCACCUAUCAGAGAUGAUGCUGUAGUUAACAAGGGAGGUGAAGAGUCAGUAGGCAAAGGAAAUGGUCUUGACUUUCUGCCACAAUUGAACUCAGUGUUUCCUCCAAGAAAAAAUCCUGUAACUUCAAGCAGUUCAGUAUUGCAUUCUAGUCCUCUUAAUGUCUUUAUGGGAUCUCCAGGGAAAGAAGAAAAUGAAAAUCAUGAUCUGACAGCUGAGUCUAAGAAAAUAUAUCUGGGAAAACAGGAACCUAAAGACUCCUUCAAACAGUUUGCAAAGUUGAUCACUUCUGGUGCUGAAACUGGAAGUUUAAAUACCUCUCCAUCGUCUAACCAAACAAGAAAUUCUGAGAAAUUUGAAAAGCCAGAGAAAGAAGUCGAAGCCCAGUUGAUAUAUGAACCCCCAGCCAAUGGAUCCUCAACUCCAAAUCCAAAGAUAGCAUCCUCUGUCACUGCUGGAGUUGCCAGUUCACUCUCAGAAAAAAUAGCUGAUACCAUUGGGAACAAUCGGCCCAAUGCACCAUUGACAUCCAUUCAAAUCCGUUUUAUUCAGAACAUGAUACAGGAAACACUGGAUGACUUCAGAGAAGCAUGCCAUAGGGACAUUGUGAAUUUGCAAGUGGAAAUGAUUAAACAGUUUCAUAUGCAACUGAAUGAAAUGCACUCUUUGCUGGAAAGAUACUCAGUGAAUGAAGGUUUAGUGGCUGAAAUUGAAAGACUGCGAGAAGAAAACAAAAGACUACGGGCGCACUUUUGAAAUUUCAGUGAAUGCCGUAAUGUUUUGUGACUUGGGAAGUUUCUGUCAACACAGGACUACACAGAAUCAGUAUUGUUUUCACGGUCUCUAGGGAAAAAAAAUUUUUUUUUCAAGUAAAAGGGUGAUGGGAUUUUACACCAACCACUAUUUCAUC